Messenger RNA from Protopolystoma xenopodis, 1179 nucleotides. NCBI's taxonomy places the organism in Eukaryota, Metazoa, Platyhelminthes, Monogenea, Polystomatidea, Polystomatidae. The record is from the annotation of a GenBank genome assembly.
AUGUUGACUAAUACUCAUGCGAUUAUCUACCUGGACUUGCAUAAACAUCUAACGGCUAAGUGUCCUAUAAAUCUUCUUCGGCCUGGACCCUCUAACUACUCCGCAUCUUCUUUGCCAGCUGCUGCAUCAGCAUUUUCUGUAGAGACUGGAGUCGCAUCUAACUCUGCGCCGUUGAACCCUCCAGUGCUAGCAACAACAGUGCCUACCCCCAGCUCUGCUUCUUCAGUAAAUUCCACUACUGCCUCCUGGCGCAUAUGGUGGUGGUAUUCUUGGAUGACUGGCACUUCAGACACCAAUGUGGCUAUCAGCUUACCCUCCCUCGAUGAUCCGAAAGAGGUAUUUAAAACUGAAGUGUCAAAGUCUAAUGUGACUUCUGAUUCUUCGCCCGAAUUUGGCGACUGUGAGACUGGCAUUACUGCAGAGACCGACCUCGAGAGGGAUUUCGACACUGCAUUUCUCAUGCUGAUGAACGAGACGGCUAGAUACGAUCCCGGAGCAGACUUCGUGUCUUGCUGUUCCAGUGCAACAGAGGACGCCGUUUUUCUUCGUCUCACCUGCAGUCUCCGUGGCUGUCAUCUUCGUUUAGUUACAAGUAAUCGUAGUUCAUGCCCAGAAUCGGUCUCUGACACACCUAGCAGCUAUCAAAUCACGAAACUUGAGCCACUUAUUUGUGUCUCUUGCGAAAACGUGCACUUCGGUCUCGAAACACGGCCCAGUUCCAAUGGUUUUCGAGUCACCGCCGGCCUCGAAUCGCUCACUGUGAUUGAUGAACGUCUAAUGCCUGGCCCCAGUUCAAACAUUUAUGACCUACUUGCUUCGUCUCGACCAAAGAAAACUACCACAUCUCCUAGCACCACUAACUCCAAUUUAAGCACUACUGCUCAUCACACCGAUAACCCCACAAUAACCGCCUCUUGGAGACCGCUUUUUCCUAUCCUAGUUUCUACUCAACCCCCAUCUAUAUCAUCCGGAGGCAGACAAAGCCCUUCAGGGUCCCUCUCUAAGCGCUUAUUCUGGCUUGAUUAUCAACUUGCACCACUUGAUGGAAAAGCUGAUUACAGGUUCGAAUCACCUUCGCGUCCGUUCUUUUAUAUAUCUUCGCACUAUUUUUUUUCUCUAAAAGAUUCCCUUUGUUUUAACUACUUAUGUCCCGGAAUCACAUUUUCAAGCGCGUUUUAA